Messenger RNA from Botrytis cinerea B05.10, 1923 nucleotides. It is a transcript of the gene BcnoxD, whose product is annotated as BcnoxD. The record is from RefSeq and is a predicted model, not a curated record. The coding region runs from base 883 to 1314 and encodes 143 amino acids. The transcript has 2 exons. NCBI's taxonomy places the organism in Eukaryota, Fungi, Ascomycota, Leotiomycetes, Helotiales, Sclerotiniaceae.
GGAGAUAUCAUGGCAACCCAAGAGAGAAAAGCGCAGUGAGCCAGAGGAGAUGAAUUUUUUUAACGUUACUACUAAGGUACCAUCCACCCUGCCACCCCCCGCUCAUCUCAUGACACCCAUUCACUUCUCUGCCCUGUUGAUUCUUAAACCUCCCAACCCGCAGGUUUGGAAACGAUUUUUCGAUAUUUUCAACGACUUGCCUUAACUACCUCAGAUGUUAAAACACCAAGUCGUCUCAUAACUCCGGAGAUCUCCCAAAUUCGACACCCAAUUCCUCAUACUUCCUCAAACUCCAUCUUCAUCAGAUAUAUCACGGAUCAGACGACGUCCGAACCUUCAAAUGUCUUGAUGCAACGCUUACCGGGCCCUCCUUACAACAAACUCCAUCUUAGCUUUCGAAGCAUAAUCUUUCCCCCGCCGCUCGGAUGCCCGCUGUCAGAAAAGAUCAGAUAAUCAUUUCAAGGGCCUUUCCCUUCAAACCGUAUCUUACACAUUCCGUCAUCUUGACUAGGUGUCUUAAGCCUGAUACAAGCUACGAAGGAGACCAGCAUAUCCAGCCCAGUGAUUACGGUCCUGGUGCCCGGGGAUAUAGGUAGAGGCACGCCUCGAUAUAUCGGUACGAACGACUUUUGAGAUAACAGCGCGGUGCACUCAUUGUCGUCGAUACCAUUCCUUCGAGUCGACACAGUUUACUUUCGUUAUUCACAUUCUCCGCUGGCUCGGAUACCGUUUUUUAUUACCAUUAAGACUUUUUAUUAUUCAACCGUACUGACGAACUGUACCAACGAUACCCUUUUCUUAUUUCCUCUACAGUCUAUCGCAAGACUGAGUAUUUGUAACUUCUCUCACAUAUUUUCGAACUUUUCUUCAUUCAAGGAUAGAAUGGGAAGACUUAUCAAGAACCACUGGGCACGUCUAAUUGUCCUCACUGCCGCAAUUUAUCAAGUAGCAGCUGCAAUCGAAGGAUUCUUCUGGCCCAAAAUCUUCUGGGACUUCCUCACCAAGAAUCUCGACGGUGCAGUCAAGCCAUUUCCAAUACUACAAAUAAUCAAUUUGGUUUUUGGUCUCUUCAUGCUAGCUUGGGAGUGGCCACUUGGAUUCAUCGCUGGCACGUCUUUCUAUCGCAGCAUCGAGGCUCGACUGGUUGUCCUCCCUUUGACAGCUCUGGCUGCCGCAUUACUAUAUCAAGCCACCAAUCCCGCUAUCUACUACACCAUUGCACUGGUGGUAUAUUUCUGGGCAUAUAGUGAAGGAGAAGUGAUAGCAGGUGUUUGGAAGCUUCCUCCUCGGAGAUCCGCCACGGGGAAAGUUUAACGAAAGGACAUGAUGGCGUGCUGGGUGAGGGAUAGAAAAGGAAGGACGGGAACAAUGGUAGAGGGAUAUGGAACGGCAUGGAUACACAUGAAUGACUACGACAUCUCAAUCACCCAGCUGCAAGGACAGGGUUGCAUAUCAGGGUUGGAGUUACGAGGGGCUGGGGGAUAUACAUCAGCGGUUGGCGUUUAAUCUUUGAGCGUGGGGUAAUGUGAGAUGAAUGGAUGGAAGGAUGGAUAUGGAAAUUUUGAUGGUGGAGAGAUGCAGUAAGAAUUAACUACGUUUGAUAGUCUUUUUCGAACUUCCAGGUGUUGUCUAUCGUUAAAAAUUCACAACACCUGACAAACUACUCAGUAGUUAAAUUUAGUUUAGCAACGGGGAGGUGUGUAUCGAGAGACAGCCACAUAGACAGACUGUCUAGUCAAAGAUUAGUAUGCGCACUUCAUGCAUACGUACAUCUCUCAUAUUUAAUGUCAAAUCGAAUACCACUACCAUUCUCCAAAAUAUACUGUUCGUUCGCUGGCUUUGUUCGCUCUCCUCUUUUUCUUGCAAAUGUCACUACUAUCGUGAAGAUUUCAUACAUAUGCACACUAUCAUCUAAUCACCUCA